Messenger RNA from Pogoniulus pusillus (Red-fronted tinkerbird), 1446 nucleotides. Its product is annotated as taste receptor type 2 member 9-like. Gene Ontology annotation, biological process: detection of chemical stimulus involved in sensory perception of bitter taste; G protein-coupled receptor signaling pathway; sensory perception of taste. Gene Ontology annotation, cellular component: membrane. Gene Ontology annotation, molecular function: G protein-coupled receptor activity; bitter taste receptor activity. The record is from RefSeq and is a predicted model, not a curated record. The transcript has a single exon. Lineage: Eukaryota; Metazoa; Chordata; Aves; Piciformes; Lybiidae. Bases 1 to 954 code for a protein of 317 amino acids.
AUGGCAGCCUGCUCCUCUCAAGAGAAAUUUAAUGUCACUUCCUACGAUGCCAUGGCUUUUGUCAUCAUCACACUUCAGACACUUGCUGGCACGUGGAUAAACGGCUUCAUUGUUUGUGUGCUCUGUGUUUCUUGGGUGAAAAAGAAGGUUUUUAACUCUAAUGAGAAGAUCCUGCUGUUUCUUGGAAGCCUCCGGUUUGGGGAUUUGUGCAUCAGUUGGGCAUAUUCAUUUACUUCAAUGAUUUAUCCCCACUGCUAUUAUGUUUAUCCCAUACCCCAAAUAUUUUCAUCUAUCACAAGAUUUUUAGAUUCUUCUAAUGUGUGGGCUUCUGCCUCUCUUUGUGUUUUUUAUUGUCUAAAGAUUGCCAAUUUCCAGCACACCUUCUUCAUCUACCUGAAGGUAAAAAUUGACAGGAUUGUGCCAUGGCUUCUGUUUGGUUCUGUGCUCUUUGCAUUGAUCAUGGGAAUCCUUGGAUUUGACAUUACAGAGAGAACAAACUUUGAAAACUUCAAUUCCACAGAGUCAAUAAUUUUAGGGACACUGAGUGUCGGAACAGGUGGAAAUUCAUUUCUUAUGUUAUCAAUCAGUGUCUUCAUAUCAACAACUGCAUUCAUGGUUGCCUUCUUUUCUACCUUCCUCCUCCUCUUUUCUCUCUGGAGACACAAAUGCAGGAUGCAGGCAAACUCAAUGAGGAAUCUCAACGUGGAUGCCCAUAUCAAAGCCAUCAAAUCAAUUCUGUUCUUCAUUUUCCUUUACAGCAUUAACUUUAUUGGAUUCAUCUUGAUAUUGAUUGAUGCCACAAAGAAAAAAUACCUUCCACUACUUUUCAUUUUACUACUUCAGUAUGGUCUUCCAGUUGUUCAUUCCCUUGUCCUGAUUUUCAGCAAUACCAAACUGGAAAAGACACUGCUAAGGACUCUACCCUGUUGCAAGUGGAAGUUUCACAAGGUUUAAGAUCUACGAGAAAAGCAGGCUCUCAUCACAAAUGUUCUUAUUAUUUACUGAUCACAUGUAACUUAGGCUCUAAUUCAACUUCCCAGUUGACAAUGUAGUUAAUACAAUUACUUCAACUUCACCAUCUAACUUAAAAAUCUUCCUUAAUUUUCCUUGUACUAAAUCAUUAGGAAUGUAUUAUUGCUGAGACAAUUUCACUUAGAUCAUCCUUGGUGUUCAGUUAAAGUCAGACUUGGUACAUGGGCUAGCUGCAAAAGGACAAUAACAAUACUGCAAACCUUCUAGAAGAGCUUUGGUAUUUGCUGCCCCAAAAUACUUCACUGACAUUAUCUGUACUGGUUUCCAUGUAUUUCUGCUGUGACUGAAAACCCUGCACCACCCCAUGCUAAAGCAUCACAACCCUUGCUCUGCUCCCUGCUCUCCUGGUCUGACUUCACUCCAGAUGUGCUUUGACCAGAUGACUCUGUCUCCCUAAAACACCAGGGCAGGUGG